UCUUUUACUUCCAGCCCUUCAUAGAAGUUUGUCGGAACCAUUUUUUACGGGAACUUGCUUAUGAUUCGCAUAUCGUGAUGGGUGAAGCUUUGCAUGCAGAAAUUCUGUUGAGCGCAUUCGCUAUUAUUGUUUGCAUGGUGUUCAACCACUUCUUAAGAAAAUACAAUUUUGUUGCGCUACCGGAGUCUGUGCUUGAAGUGAUAAUUGGAGCUAUUUGCGCUACAAUUUGGUUCUACAUACCAGUCAUGACAUCGUUAGAUUUUAGCUAUGAAUUUUUUUUUAGUGUUCUCCUUCCAUUUAUUAUAUUCGAAUCUGGUUUCUCAAUGCAUAGACAAAGCUUCUUUCGAAAUGCAGGAUCCAUAUUAACCCUCGCAAUUAUCGGUACAUUCAUGUCAAGUUUGAUAAUUAGCAUUUUAGUGCAUGUGCUCUCCUCUCUCUUGUCGCCAGUCAAGUACAAUUUCUGGGACUCUUUAAUCCUAGGCUCGAUCUUGUCAUCCACAGACCCUGUUGCGACCCUGUCUGUGUUCGACAAAGUAAAUGUGGACACGACCGUCAAAAGUCUAGUGUUUGGCGAAAGUGUUCUAAAUGACGCUGUGUCAAUUAUUCAACUGAAGACUCUCGGAUCUCUCUAUUCAGACGAAUUCACAGCAAAAACGUUUUUCGUCGGGUGUCUAAAAUUUUCUGUCAACCUCGUUGGUACCAUCCUGAUCGGCUUUCUAAUGGCAGCAUUCAUAUCGUUCCUACUCAAACGAACAACCCUUGGCGCAAACAGAACUUAUGAAAUCAUUUUUAUUUUUCUUGCCGCAUAUGCGUCCUACUUUCUAUCAGAAAUUGCCUCAUUAUCUGGAAUUGUAGCUAUAUUUUGCUACGGAAUCAAUACCAGACACUACACCUACCAUACGCUAUCCGUGGGAUCUCAACAUGUAUUACUGAUGAUAUUCGAGGUCAUGAAGGAGUUCUGUGAAGUUAUCGUCUUCGUCCUACUUGGACUGACUAUUUUGCAAGAACACCGGAGCUACAACAUGCACAUGAUCAUCAUUACCAUCUCCGUAACUCUUAUAGCUCGUGCGAUCCAUAUAGUCAUACUGUCGUUCUUCAUGAAUAUCAGAAGAAGUAGAAAGAUCACUGCGGGCAUCCAGCUCGUACUUUGGAACGCUGGACUCCGUGGUGCGGUUGCGUAUGGUCUCGCAGUUUCGAACAUGGUGCCAAACAUUCCUAACAAAUUGGUGCUGAUCACAACCGUUCACGCUUGUGUUUUAUUCACCAUUCUGCUUCACGGAAUGCUGACUCUACCGAUCGUAAAGUUAACUAAUGUCUUGAAGCGGGAUGACGAAACGUACACAUCCGAGAUGUCUAAGAUGAAGAUUUACCACUAUUGGCAUGUCAUAGACAAAAACUACAUUACUCCCUUCAUAUCGAAUCCCAGAGGGUACAGCGAUAUCGAAACAACGAGUUUGGAUAUUACCUUACCCGAUGAAGCCAAUUAGGUGGGCACUCUGGAUGUACUAAUAUGACUUAAUAUGACUUUUACGCCGUGCCUCCCGUUCCGUCCCCCUCCAAGGGCGCGCGCGCUUGACGAGAGCGAUCGGCCCCCAGCAAAAAUACCCACCUCUGAGUCGCAGCAAUCGUUGAUACAUAUAUAACAUAGUUGUAUAUAAUAAAAGCAUUAUAAACGUCUGUACGAGU
Molecule: messenger RNA, 1686 nt
Organism: Schistocerca gregaria
Lineage: Eukaryota; Metazoa; Arthropoda; Insecta; Orthoptera; Acrididae
Product: sodium/hydrogen exchanger 8-like
Exons: 4
Coding region: 78-1487 (469 amino acids)
Biological process (GO): sodium ion transport; regulation of pH; proton transmembrane transport
Cellular component (GO): membrane
Molecular function (GO): sodium:proton antiporter activity
Source: RefSeq, a predicted model, not a curated record